This is a messenger RNA of Chlorella variabilis, 588 nucleotides long. RefSeq lists its product as hypothetical. The transcript is spliced from 4 exons. The coding region runs from base 124 to 471 and encodes 115 amino acids. NCBI's taxonomy places the organism in Eukaryota, Viridiplantae, Chlorophyta, Trebouxiophyceae, Chlorellales, Chlorellaceae. Gene Ontology annotation, cellular component: mitochondrial inner membrane. The record is from RefSeq and is a predicted model, not a curated record.
GGCUGCAGCGUCCUCCUCAAAGCACCGCUGUCGUGCUGAAGAAACUCCCCAGCUCCGCGAGCCCUGCUGCCAAGGAGUGAGGGGCGGAGCAGGCUGUGGGGCUGCUGAUCGCACCUUCCCGAGAUGGCGUCCUGGGCCAGGGCAGCGGGCGCCUGCGCACAGGCCACCCGCAACUUGCUGCGCCAGGAGGGCCAGCUGGCCCGGGCAGCCAAGCAGGGCGGCCAGCAGACGCGUGGCUUUGCGGCAGGCGGUCACGGCCACCACGAUAGCGUGACCCACGAGGGCCUCACCAUCCACAAGGCCGCAAGCUGGCACAAGUACACCGGCCAGGGGUUUGCGGGCCUCAUGUGGUUCUGGGUGCUGUACCGCUUCUACCACGACUUUGACCACUUCGUGUAUGGCCCCGCGGCGCACCUGGAGCACGAGAUUGCUCACGAGGAGGAGCACGGCAGCCAUGGCGAGGAGCACUGAUGUGCUGGGCCGAGGCGCGCGGGCUCCGCGCCUGCCACCCCGUUGGUCAAGCUGUGUACCAAACUGAUGCCAUGUGGCUGCUUGCAAGCAGCCCCACACUGUAACACACCACUCUGC